Molecule: messenger RNA, 1184 nt
Organism: Elgaria multicarinata webbii
Lineage: Eukaryota; Metazoa; Chordata; Lepidosauria; Squamata; Anguidae
Gene: UBFD1
Product: ubiquitin family domain containing 1
Exons: 7
Coding region: 61-945 (294 amino acids)
Molecular function (GO): cadherin binding; RNA binding
Source: RefSeq, a predicted model, not a curated record
AAUCGGGGGCGCUGGGCGCUUUUCCCAGCACCCCCCGCGGGCGGCUUGUACACAAUCAUCAUGGCCUCCGCCUCCCCCGGUGCGCACUCAGAUGACACCAGCAUGGAUGCCGAAGCCCAGAAUCCACCACUGGGCUGUAGGGAUGAUAGUAAACAUGACUCCCUUUCAGCUGAGAAACCUUUGGAGGUAGAUGAACCCCAAAGCGAUCAUCCACCUGAUUCCCAGGCUUCUGUCAGCAACGGCGGUGAUUCUGAGAUGGAGAAAGAGCUGGUUGAGCUAAAAAUUAUCUGGAACAAAACUAAAUAUGACUUGAAGUUCCCUCUGGAUAGCACAGUGGCUGACUUGAAGCAGAAAAUCCACUCACUCACAGGCCUUCCACCUGCAAUGCAAAAGGUCAUGUUCAAAGGACUUCUACCAGAGGAGAAAACUUUACGAGAAAUCAAAAUAAUCAGUGGAGCAAAAAUAAUGGUGGUUGGCUCAACUAUCAACGAUGUCUUGGCAGUAAACACACCAAAAGAUUCCACUCAGCAGGAAGUGAAAUCAGAAGAGACCAAAAAGGAGCCCCUCUGCAGACAAAAGCAACACAGAAAAGUGUUGGAUAAAGGAAAACCUGAAGAUGUGAUGUCUUCUGUCAAGGGUGUCCAAGAGCGCCUGCCAACUGUUCCUUUAUCGGGCAUGUACAACAAAUCAGGUGGAAAAGUGCGGCUCACCUUUAAACUUGAACAAGAUCAGCUCUGGAUUGGCACUAAAGAAAGAACAGAAAAAUUGCCUAUGGGAUCUAUCAAGAAUGUGGUGAGCGAACCUAUUGAAGGACAUGAGGAUUAUCACAUGAUGGCCUUCCAGCUGGGUCCUACAGAAGCCUCUUACUACUGGGUCUAUUGGGUCCCUACUCAAUACGUUGAUGCGAUCAAGGACACGGUGCUGGGGAAGUGGCAGUAUUUUUGAAGGCACGCUCACCUCUGGCACUGGAGACUGACACUGCUGGGAGAGGCCUGUACGUGGGUUGUCCUGGAACGUCUUAAUCAAUACGAUCUCAAAGAGGCCUGGGAGGACGCCAGAGGUGGGGACUCUCGCCAUUAGUUUAUUUUUAACUUAAAAAGUGCAGCAGCCCUUGUUCUGCAGCCAGCUUCAACCAUAUUUAAAAAGCAAAAUACAAUGGAAAUCAAUAAAUCUUAAUUCACAAA